Molecule: messenger RNA, 252 nt
Organism: Loa loa (African eye worm)
Lineage: Eukaryota; Metazoa; Nematoda; Chromadorea; Rhabditida; Onchocercidae
Exons: 2
Coding region: 1-252 (83 amino acids)
Source: RefSeq, a predicted model, not a curated record
AUGGUCGAAAAAACGACAGAAACGGAUUUGAAAACGUUUAAAGAUUUUUUGACACAAUAUAAUGCUGUUGCUGAACAAUGCUUCACGUCCUGCAUAACCGAUUUUACCACAAGGACAGUAAGUAACUCGGAGGAACAGUGCUGUUCGAAUUGCCUUGAUAAAUUUUUGAAAAUGACUCAGAGGAUUUCGUUACGAUUUCAGGAACACCAGUUGAUUCAAAGCGAAGCUCAAGGACCUUUAGGAUUGAAAUAA